ACUCAUCCACCCAAAACGUAAUCCUCUCCCAGGUUUUGUCUCUUCAUCCCUCUUUUUCACCUCUUUUUGUCGUGUUCUUUCUCUUGUUGGUUCUACUUGACUUCAAUUCGUCCUCCACUUCAAGGCCUCAAUUCUGCUUAGAGGCCUCUGUGAUUCUUUUGUGUGAGAGAAACAAUGGCACUGACCGUCAAUGCUGCUGUAUCUCUCCCAUCUUCCAAGUCAUCUUCUCUUUCAUUUAAAAGCUCUAUCACUAUAUCUGAAAGAAUGAACUUCAACAAGAGUGUAUGGUACUCCAGGAAUGUCAGCGCUGGUGGAAAUGUGGUUUCCAUUAAAGCUCAGGUCACUACGGAGGCUCCUGCAAAAGUAGUGAAAGUUUCCAAGAAAGAUGACGAAGGUGUUGUUGUUAACAAGUUCAAGCCAAAGAAUCCUUACAUUGGAAAGUGCCUUCUCAACACCAAAAUUACUGGAGAUGAUGCUCCUGGAGAGACUUGGCACAUGGUUUUUAGCACUGAAGGGGAAGUGCCUUACAGAGAAGGACAAUCCAUUGGUGUCACUCCUGAGGGUAUUGACAAGAACGGAAAACCCCACAAACUUAGACUGUACUCCAUCGCCAGUAGUGCUUUGGGAGACUUCGGCACUUCUCAAACUGUUUCCUUGUGUGUCAAAAGGCUUGUUUACACCAAUGAACAAGGAGAGAUAGUGAAAGGAGUUUGCUCAAAUUUCCUGUGUGACUUGAAGCCUGGUGCUGAUGGGACGAUCACUGGACCUGUUGGGAAAGAGAUGCUUAUGCCAAAAGAUCCAAAUGCCACCAUCAUAAGGCUUGCAACUGGAACUGGAAUUGCUCCUUUCCGUUCAUUCUUAUGGAAGAUGUUCUUUGAGAAGCAUGAUGACUACAAGUUUAAUGGGUUGGCUUGGCUCUUCUUGGGUGUACCCACAAGUAGCUCACUGCUCUACAAGGACAAAUUUGAGAAGAUGAAGGAGAAGGCACCAGAUAACUUCAGGGUGGAUUACGUCGAGAGUAGAGAACAAACAAAUGACAAGGGUGAGAAGAUGUAUAUUCAAACCCGGAUGGCCCAGUAUGCUGAAGAGCUAUGGGAAUUGCUCAAGAAAGAUAACACCUAUGUCUACAUGUGCGGGCUCGAGGGUAUGGAGAAGGGAAUUGAUGAAAUCAUGACUUCUUUGGCUGCCAAAAAUGGUAUUGAUUGGCUUGAAUACAAGAGACAAUUAAAGAAAGCAGAACAAUGGAACGUUGAGGUCUACCGAUCUUGGCUGCAUUGUAUUUCUACAGGGGAUUUUGCCAUUCUGUCAACACUUCCUCUACUCCUGCACUACUUCGCACCAUAUAUUUUUUAACGUAUUUGAUAUAGAAGUUGAAUUUUUUAGCUCAACUCAUGUAUUCUUUCCUCAAGACAGGUUGUAUAGUGCAAAUUUGAAGGAGAUAACUCCUUUCCACUGUAUCUUGUAAUAUUGCAUUUUCUAAUCAUCUGUGUUACUUUAGUCGACACUUUCUGGUCAUCAUCUGAAGUGACGAGAAGCUCAUUCUUCUCACAUUCAAUCAAAUUACCUGAUGGAAAGGCAAUGUUAAGGUUCA
Molecule: messenger RNA, 1591 nt
Organism: Theobroma cacao (cacao)
Lineage: Eukaryota; Viridiplantae; Streptophyta; Magnoliopsida; Malvales; Malvaceae
Product: ferredoxin--NADP reductase, leaf-type isozyme, chloroplastic
Molecular function (GO): oxidoreductase activity
Source: RefSeq, a predicted model, not a curated record